AUGGCGGCGCCAGAUCCAAACCCCCCACAAUCUAGGAACAAAGAAUGGCUUGCAUUUCACCGUAAGCACGAAGAAGACAUGAAGAGUUUCGAUCGAAUGGCUCAGGAUGCCCAUGCCAAAUUACAGCAAAAGCUUGAGAAGGAGCGCGCAGAACUGGUCGCCAAACACGCGAGUGAGAAGAAGGCGUUCAAGACCGGGCUCAAUGAAUCAAGCAACAUGCAUGACUGCCAAGCAAAUUUGGAUAGAAGAGUCGUAGGAGCUCGUUCGCAAACGGUAUCACCCACAAUUACUGGUGUUAGAGGUGAACAAACAUCGACUACAACAUCCUUGAAUCUUCCAGCGGAUAAGAAAGCCUCGCCUUCCGUAUUCAUCAAUCUUGUCUCUGACGACGAGGAGACGAUUUCACCACAGGAGCCAUCACCGGUUCAAAUCCCAUCGGCUAUACGACAACUAUAUGGAGAUUGCCCAAAGACAGGAAAGGUUUCUUCAAAGCCUCCACAGAUUAAACGUACGCAUAGCUUGUUUAGCCAGACGCAAUCGACUCCGUUUGCAGCAUCACAUGCACAACCUCAGCAUGGAGCAAAUACCGCAAAACCGUCUAUUCUGAGCUCAGGCAUCUUUCCACGUGCGCAGACAACAGGCGUUCCACUCCAGGCGAAGCAGACACCACUAGAGAAAGAGACUCAAUCCUCGACGGCCAGGCGACCGGUAUUCAAGCGUCGCUCCUUGCUAGACAAUAUUGACUUUCCAAGGGCUCGCUCUCUUACCAACCACGCCAAUUCGUCUGGUAUCAGCGGGGCCAAGAAAGGCAAGAGGAAAGUGUGGGACGUCAGCAGUGAUGACAGUAGUGACGAUUUUCCACCUUCUGGUGGUAAUGAUGGCGAUGAUGAGCAGGAAACUGCUGGAGAAGUAAAGAGAAGGGGUAUUAACAAAUCAAAGAUGCAAGGGAAGACAAAAGCAUCUAGUCCAACAGCAAAGAAAGCUAGGAUGCGUACUCUCUCCCCACUAGGCAGAAACUUCAGUGGUAUUUCCCGUGAGAAGAACAGCUUUAGCUUUCACCCGUCGCCAAGAUCGAAUGCAAAGGUUAACAAUCAAGCACUUUCGUCAUCGCACGGUAUGUCGCCACGCACAGCAGGAGGUCACAAUCAGCCAGGUCUCCUAGAUGUACCUAAAUUCACCUCGAAAAAGUCUGCUGGUUCAACCGCAACUACCCGCCUAUACCGGAAGGCCAAACUAGACGCUCAUGAAAGGAUCUCGCACCUCAAUCAACAAACAGCCACGUUCUUGGCCGAAGAGGAAUCUGAAUCCGGCACUAUGGAGGAAAUGGGAAGUGGCCUACGAAGUAUAAGCCUUACCCCUCGCCACCGCAUAACUGGUCCUUUUGGAGAGAAGGUCGACAUGCUCGCCGAGACCUCAGACGACGAGAGCGUCAAGGCUCCUGGUAGGCGUCGCAACACCAAAGCCAGAGCCAGAGCACUCAGUGACGAGGAAGACGGAUGGAAGUCAUGGACGGAGUUGCGCGCAAAGGGGGACAGGCAUCUUGCUAAAUACCAGGCAACAAUCUCUGACGACACGUAUGAGGAGAAUGAUGAGGAUGAGGACGAAGACUCAGAGCCCGACAUUAGUAAGUACACUAUUGUGAAUGGAGUUAUUAUCCAUGACAACGAUGUAGAAUCCAUAGAACUGAUAUAG
This is a messenger RNA of Exserohilum turcica Et28A, 1692 nucleotides long. RefSeq lists its product as uncharacterized. Bases 1 to 1692 code for a protein of 563 amino acids. NCBI's taxonomy places the organism in Eukaryota, Fungi, Ascomycota, Dothideomycetes, Pleosporales, Pleosporaceae. The record is from RefSeq and is a predicted model, not a curated record. The transcript has 2 exons.